AUGGCUCUCCCUCCCAACGGUUCUUCAAUCCCAGUAGCCCAGGUCCCCGCGUCGAUAGCCUUACCCCAGAUCCCCUCCUUAGACAACACUUUCGGAGCCCUGGCGGUUGGUACCCUGUAUGGUGUGUGUAUGCAUCAAGCAUAUCGCUACUUCCGUCUAUAUCCGAACGAUUCUACGUGGCUGAAGAGCUUGGUGGCAGUAGUCUUGGUUCUGGAGACAUUUACUAGUAUCCUGGGAGCGCACGCAUGCUAUUACCACCUCAUCACGAAUUACUUCCAGCCACAAACACUCGCACGCCCAUCAUGGUCGAUUAAACUGCACCCGGCGGUAUCCAUGCUAUCUAUGGAUAUAACUCAGAGCUUCUUCAUCCGCAGGGUCUGGAUUAUCGGUGCACGAUUUAGACCCCUAGUCAUUUUCUCGACUAUAUGCUCCCUGACCUCACUAGGUAUAGUGGUCCUUUGCCUCGUUACGCUCGGCGAAUAUCUGAAUGAUAUAUUGCACAUGCAGGGUUCGCCACAGCCGCGACAAUGCAAGGGUUUCUCCGAAACGACAUGCAAUCGUGCACUCAGUUCCGCUCUGGCCUUGGUAGCUGACCUGCUACUUGCGUCCGUCCUCAUUUAUGUUCUUCAUCGCAGCCGAACGGGGAUUAAAAGUACGGACACCAUGAUAGACCUGAUGAUAAUGUACUCGAUCAGCACUGGACUUCUCACAGGGAUUAUGGAUAUUCUGGUGACCGUACUCGGAUUCACUCUCCCUGGACAGCUGCUCUACGUUGCUUUUGCUAUUCCGGCUACCAAGUUGUACGCCAACACCCUUUUAGCAGCGUUGAACUCGAGGCAGCGGCUUGCGUCGUGCGGAGGCUCGAGCAUCGUCCCCAACGAGGUCUCCGCGUUCGGAUUCGCGCCGCCCCCUGCAGCAAGUGUCGGCGAGACAUACGCGAGCCAGCUUCAGCGCACGAUGCGCACGACGAACGAUGCCGGCGCACCCGCAGUGAUCGAGCUGAAUGUCGCGACACGAGAUGCGGCUACCGGAGAUGGGAGCGCCUCCGCCAGCGCGGAAGACGUCGCUAGGGCACACGGGCGGUACUAUGCGGAGAAGGAGGCCGUGUAG
This is a messenger RNA of Trametes versicolor FP-101664 SS1, 1110 nucleotides long. RefSeq lists its product as uncharacterized. The coding region runs from base 1 to 1110 and encodes 369 amino acids. The transcript has 20 exons. Lineage: Eukaryota; Fungi; Basidiomycota; Agaricomycetes; Polyporales; Polyporaceae. The record is from RefSeq and is a predicted model, not a curated record.